AGCGGUUGGACAGACAGUGAAUGUUUUAUGAAAUGGUUGAAUCAUUUUACAUUUAUUGUAAAGCCAUCAAAAAAAGACAAGCAUCUUAUUUUUCUUGAUGAACAUCACUCUCACAAAACACUUGAGGCAGUGACAUUUUGUCGUGAAAAUGGAAUUGAAUUAAUAACAUUUCCACCCCACUGCACACAUAAGAUGCAGCCUCUUGAUGUUUCCUUUUUUAAAGGAUUGAAAGCUGCAUAC
This is a messenger RNA of Helobdella robusta, 240 nucleotides long. RefSeq lists its product as hypothetical. The transcript has a single exon. The record is from RefSeq and is a predicted model, not a curated record. The annotation marks the transcript as partial. Lineage: Eukaryota; Metazoa; Annelida; Clitellata; Rhynchobdellida; Glossiphoniidae. Gene Ontology annotation, molecular function: nucleic acid binding.